This is a messenger RNA of Cylindrotheca closterium, 2655 nucleotides long. The record is from the annotation of a GenBank genome assembly. NCBI's taxonomy places the organism in Eukaryota, Bacillariophyta, Bacillariophyceae, Bacillariales, Bacillariaceae.
AUGAGCUUCAACGUAACAAAGCUGUCAGCUUUGCGCCGCAGCUUGAAUCAAGAGAGGCGAAAGCUGCUCCUUGCCAGUCAUCAUCAACAGAGGACUUCACGAAUAACUGAAUCAUCAAAAUUUUUUUUGUCAUCGUCGUCAUCAUCAUCGUCGUCGUCGUCGUCUGGCAGCAACGUUCCAAUGUUGAAGGCGCUUUCUUCUCGUCUGGAAGAAACUUUCAAAGAUUCAGUCUGGCUGAUUCCAAGAAAAGGUACGGGAUUUGACAACUUUCUCCCCAAGGACAAAAAGGAAAAAGAAGACGAAGAAGCAAAUGCGGAGAAAGACAGCAAUGAGGAGUCCAGCAAAAAGAAAGACGGAACAGGUGAAGCAAAGCCCGGUAAAAGUUCCGAUGAUGAUGCCAAGAAGGGACUAGGAGAUGCCUUUGAUUCAUUCCGGUCACAAAACAAAACAUCUGGGGAUGGUAGUGGCGGCAGUGACAACAAUAACGGCAUUCCCCCCAACUUUUCCAGUGCCAUGAUGGCCGGGAUCCUGAUGAUGGCUAUCAGCUAUGCCAUUGUGCGGUCAGAUGAUGAUACCUCGCCAGCUGACUAUUCAACUCGGGAGAUUACUUGGAAUGACUUUUGCAAUCAUUUGCUCGAGACUGGUCAAGUGGAGAAGAUUGUGGUCACCAACAAUCGCACUCAGGCAAAGGUUUACCUGAAACCUGGGUCCAAAGGUUUGCCACCAGCACAACCUCCGAGAUUCCGCUAUGCAGAAAGAAGGCAACAAGGAGCGGAUAGUGCAGGAAUGGGUACAAUGAACUCCACCGAAAGUUUUGAAACCUCCAUGCCAAACGAGUUGUACUCGCGCAACAGCUUUCCUUCAAAGGGUCAAAAAGAGCAACAAAUUGUAUAUCGAUUUGCCAUGGGUAGUGUGGAUGCCUUUGAGAAGAAACUCGAGGAGGCUCAACGGGUGGUUGGAAUGAAUCCUCUUCAGGACAUUCCCGUUCAAUACACUGCCGAAUCAAGUCUGGCAACUGAAGUUAUGAAUGUAAUCCCUUCACUGUUAUUGAUGGGAGCAGUGUUUUACUUUAUGCGUUUUGCAGCAGGAUCCAUGGGUGGGGCCAACCAAGGUGGCGGUGGUGGAAUGGGCGGGAUUUUCAAGAUUGGGAAGUCGACUGCCAAGAAAAUCUCUAAAGAAGAUGUCAAGAUCAACUUUUCCGACGUCGCUGGGUGUGAUGAAGCCAAGAAGGAGAUUAUGGAGUUUGUUGCUUUCUUGAAGGAACCAGAAAUUUUCACAGAUUUAGGAGCAAAGAUUCCAAAGGGAGCCUUGUUGUGUGGGCCGCCUGGAACAGGAAAAACUCUUCUUGCCAAGGCCGUUGCCGGAGAGGCAGGAGUUCCAUUCUUCUCCAUUUCUGGAUCAGACUUUAUUGAAAUGUUUGUCGGUGUUGGUCCUUCUCGUGUCCGUGACCUUUUCAAGGAGGCAAGAGAGACUGCGCCUUGUAUCAUUUUCAUUGACGAGAUUGAUGCAGUUGGAAGACAACGUGGCCGUGGUGGAGUUGGUGGUAAUGAUGAACGAGAGAAUACACUGAACCAAUUGCUAGUCGAAAUGGAUGGUUUCAACCCAUCUACAGGUGUUGUGGUAUUGGCUGGUACAAAUCGUGUUGAUAUAUUGGAUCAAGCCUUGACUCGACCAGGUCGUUUCGAUCGUCAAAUCACCGUCGACAAGCCUGAUUUGAAGGGACGGAAGGAGAUUUUUAAGGUACAUUUGCAAGGCAUCACAUUAGAAAACGAUGUUGAGGACGUGGCAGGCCGUCUUGCUGGAUUGACUCCUGGAUUUGCGGGAGCAGAUAUUGCAAAUAUUUGUAACGAAGCUGCAAUUCAGGCUGCUCGACGAAAGGGUGAUUCUGUCAACUUCGACGAUUUUGAGAAAGCUACAGAUCGUAUCAUUGGUGGAUUGGAAUCCAACAAGAUCAUGAGCAAGGAAGAACGAAGCAUCGUUGCCCAUCAUGAAGCAGGGCAUGCGGUUGCUGGGUGGUUCCUGGAACAUGCAGACCCACUGCUAAAGGUCACAAUUAUUCCAAGAACAAGCGGUGCGCUUGGUUUCGCUCAGUACCUUCCAAAGGAGGUGGCUCUGCGGACGCAGGAUCAAAUCAUGGACAUUGUAGUCAUGGCACUUGCAGGCAGAGCCGCAGAAGAAAUUUUCUUUGGCCGAGUCACAACUGGAGCAUCGGAUGACUUGCGUCGUGUUACAGAUAUGGUCUACAGUACCAUCCAGCUUUACGGUAUGAACUCUCGUUUGGGCCAGCUGGCAUUUCCCAAGGACCCGAAUGCAAUGUUUGAUGAUAGACCGUACUCAGAGAAAACUGCGAAAGCCAUGGAUGAAGAAGCGAAACGCAUUGUUGACGAAGCAUACCAACGAACACUCAAUUUGCUAACAGAACGGAAGGAAGAGGUCGAAAAAGUUGCCGCCCUGCUAUUGGACAAGGAGACUAUUAAUCACGAUGAUGUGCUCGAACUUGUUGGACCGCGUCCCUACGCUGGAAAUCCCGAGUACGAUGAAUUUGUGAGAAAAAGGAAGGAAGUGCUGAAGGGUGCAGACAGCAGCUCGCCUGAUGAUGAUGGCGACUCUGAAUCCAAGAAUCCAGAGGACGCAGUCACUCCUGGUUUGGCUUAG